GGAUGACAGGAGCCGGGGAGCCGAGGAGGGAGGAGCCGCCGCCGCCGCCGAGCGCUGGGCUGAGGAGCAGAGAGAGCGGGGCGCGGAGUGCGGGCGGCUGGGAGCGCGCUGAGCGGGGGAGAGGCGCUGCCGCACGGCCGGCCACAGGACCACCUCCCCGGAGAAUAGGGCCUCUUUAUGGCAUGUGGCUGGUAACUUUCCUCCUGCUCCUGGACUCUUUACACAAAGCCCGCCCUGAAGAUGUCGGCACCAGCCUCUACUUUGUAAAUGACUCGUUGCAGCAGGUGACAUUUUCCAGCUCCGUGGGGGUGGUGGUGCCCUGCCCGGCCGCCGGCUCCCCCAGCGCAGCCCUUCGAUGGUACCUGGCCACGGGGGACGACAUCUACGACGUGCCGCACAUCCGGCACGUCCACGCCAACGGGACGCUGCAGCUCUACCCCUUCUCCCCCUCCGCCUUCAAUAGCUUUAUCCACGACAAUGACUACUUCUGCACCGCGGAGAACGCUGCCGGCAAGAUCCGGAGCCCCAACAUCCGCGUCAAAGCAGUUUUCAGGGAACCCUACACCGUCCGGGUGGAGGAUCAAAGGUCAAUGCGUGGAAACGUGGCCGUCUUCAAGUGCCUCAUCCCCUCUUCAGUGCAGGAAUACGUUAGCGUUGUGUCUUGGGAGAAAGACACAGUCUCCAUCAUCCCAGAAAACAGGUUUUUUAUUACGCACCACGGCGGGCUGUACAUCUCUGACGUGCAGAAGGAGGACGCCCUCUCCACCUACCGCUGCAUCACCAAGCACAAGUAUAGCGGGGAGACCCGGCAGAGCAACGGGGCCCGCCUCUCCGUGACAGACCCUGCCGAGUCAAUCCCCACCAUCCUGGACGGCUUCCACUCCCAGGAAGUGUGGGCCGGCCACACCGUGGAGCUGCCCUGCACCGCCUCCGGCUACCCUAUCCCUGCCAUCCGCUGGCUCAAGGAUGGCCGGCCCCUCCCAGCCGAUAGCCGCUGGACCAAGCGCGUCACAGGGCUGACCAUCAGCGACCUGCGGACCGAGGACAGCGGCACCUACAUCUGUGAGGUCACCAACACCUUCGGUUCGGCGGAGGCCACAGGCACCCUCACGGUCAUCGACCCCCUGCACGUGACCCUGACACCAAAGAAGCUGAAGACCGGCAUUGGCAGCACGGUCAUCCUCUCCUGCGCCCUCACGGGCUCCCCGGAGUUCGCCAUCCGCUGGUACCGCAACACCGAGCCGGUGCUGCCCAACGAGGCCAUCUCCAUCCGCGGGCUCGGCAACGAGACCCUGCUCAUCACCUCGGCCCAGAAGAGCCAUUCCGGGGCCUACCAGUGCUUCGCCACCCGCAAGGCCCAAACCGCCCAGGACUUCGCCAUCAUCGCGCUCGAGGACGGCACGCCCCGCAUCGUCUCGUCCUUCAGCGAGAAGGUGGUCAACCCCGGGGAGCAGUUCUCGCUCAUGUGUGCGGCCAAGGGCGCCCCGCCCCCCACGGUCACCUGGGCCCUGGACGACGAGCCCAUCGUGCGGGACGGCAGCCACCGCACCAACCAGUACACCAUGUCGGACGGCACCACCAUCAGCCACAUGAACGUCACGGGCCCCCAGAUCCGCGACGGGGGCGUGUACCGGUGCACGGCGCGGAACUCGGUGGGCAGUGCUGAAUAUCAGGCGCGAAUAAACGUAAGAGGGCCCCCCAGCAUCCGGGCGAUGAGGAACAUCACAGCGGUCGCCGGGCGGGACACCCUUAUCAACUGCAGGGUCAUCGGCUACCCCUACUACUCCAUCAAGUGGUACAAGGAUGCCCUGCUGCUGCCGGACAACCACCGCCAGGUGGUGUUUGAGAACGGGACCCUCAAGCUGACGGACGUGCAGAAGGGCAUGGACGAGGGGGAGUACCUGUGCAGCGUCCUCAUCCAGCCCCAGCUCUCCAUCAGCCAGAGCGUCCACGUGGCCGUCAAAGUGCCCCCGCUGAUCCAGCCUUUCGAGUUCCCGCCCGCCUCCAUCGGCCAACUGCUCUACAUCCCCUGCGUGGUGUCCUCGGGAGACAUGCCCAUCCGCAUCACCUGGAGGAAGGACGGACAGGUGAUCAUCUCAGGCUCGGGCGUGACCAUCGAGAGCAAGGAAUUCAUGAGCUCCCUGCAGAUCUCCAGCGUGUCCCUCAAGCACAACGGCAACUACACGUGCAUCGCCAGCAACGCGGCUGCCACUGUGAGCAGGGAGCGGCAGCUCAUCGUGCGCGUGCCCCCUCGAUUUGUGGUGCAGCCCAACAACCAGGACGGCAUCUACGGCAAAGCUGGGGUGCUCAACUGCUCGGUGGAUGGCUACCCCCCACCCAAGGUCAUGUGGAAGCACGCCAAGGGGAGCGGGAACCCCCAGCAGUACCACCCCGUGCCCCUCACCGGCCGCAUCCAGAUCCUGCCCAACAGCUCGCUGCUGAUCCGCCACGUCCUAGAAGAGGACAUCGGCUACUACCUCUGCCAGGCCAGCAACGGCGUGGGCACCGACAUCAGCAAGUCCAUGCUCCUCACCGUCAAGAUCCCAGCCAUGAUCACCUCGCACCCCAACACCACCAUCGCCAUCAAGGGCCACGCCAAGGAGCUGAACUGCACGGCGCGAGGCGAGCGGCCCAUCAUCAUCCGCUGGGAGAAAGGGGACACUGUCAUCGACCCCGACCGCGUCAUGCGGUACGCCAUUGCCACCAAGGACAACGGCGAUGAGGUGGUCUCCACGCUGAAGCUCAAGCCGGCUGACCGUGGGGACUCUGUGUUCUUCAGCUGCCACGCCAUCAACUCGUACGGGGAGGACCGGGGCUUGAUCCAGCUCACCGUGCAAGAGCCCCCCGACCCCCCCGAGCUGGAGAUCCGGGAGGUGAAAGCCCGGAGCAUGAACCUGCGCUGGACCCAGCGGUUCGACGGGAACAGCAUCAUCACCGGCUUCGACAUUGAAUACAAGAACAAGUCCGAUUCCUGGGACUUCAAGCAGUCCACACGCAACAUCUCCCCCACCAUCAACCAGGCCAACAUCGUGGACUUGCACCCGGCAUCCGUGUACAGCAUCCGCAUGUACUCCUUCAACAAGAUUGGCCGCAGCGAGCCGAGCAAGGAGCUCACCAUCAGCACCGAAGAGGCCGCUCCCGAUGGGCCCCCCAUGGAUGUCACCUUGCAGCCAGUGACCUCACAGAGCAUCCAAGUGACCUGGAAGGCGCCCAAGAAGGAGCUGCAGAACGGCGUCAUCCGGGGCUACCAGAUCGGCUACAGGGAGAACAGCCCUGGCAGCAACGGGCAGUACAGCAUCGUGGAGAUGAAGGCCACUGGGGACAGCGAGGUCUACACCCUGGACAACCUCAAGAAGUUUGCCCAGUAUGGGGUGGUGGUCCAGGCCUUCAAUCGGGCUGGCACAGGGCCCUCUUCCAGCGAGAUCAAUGCCACCACCCUGGAGGAUGUGCCCAGCCAGCCCCCCGAGAACGUCCGGGCCCUGUCCAUCACGUCCGACGUGGCCGUCAUCUCCUGGUCGGAGCCCCCGCGCAGCACCCUCAAUGGUGUCCUCAAAGGCUAUCGGGUCAUCUUCUGGUCGCUCUACGUGGAUGGGGAGUGGGGUGAGAUGCAGAACAUCACCACCACGCGGGAGCGGGUGGAGCUGCGGGGCAUGGAGAAGUUCACCAACUACAGCGUGCAGGUGCUCGCCUACACCCAGGCCGGGGACGGCGUGCGCAGCAGCGUGCUCUACAUCCAGACCAAGGAGGACGUUCCAGGUCCCCCUGCUGGCAUCAAAGCCGUCCCUUCUUCAGCUAGCAGUGUGGUCGUGUCUUGGCUCCCUCCCACCAAGCCCAACGGGGUGAUCCGCAAGUACACCAUCUUCUGUUCCAGCCCGGGGUCUGGCCAGCCGGCUCCCAGCGAGUACGAGACGAGUCCUGAGCAGCUCUUCUACCGGAUCGCCCACCUAAACCGCGGGCAGCAGUACCUGCUGUGGGUGGCCGCCGUCACCUCCGCCGGCCGGGGCAACAGCAGCGAGAAGGUCACCAUCGAGCCAGCUGGCAAGGCCCCAGCAAAGAUCAUCUCAUUCGGGGGCACCGUGACGACACCCUGGAUGAAAGACGUCCGGCUGCCUUGCAAUUCAGUGGGCGAUCCAGCCCCUGCCGUGAAGUGGACCAAGGACAGCGAAGACUCGGCCAUCCCCGUGUCCAUGGACGGGCACCGGCUCAUCCACACCAACGGCACCCUGCUGCUGCGCGCCGUGAAGGCCGAGGACUCGGGCUACUACACCUGCACGGCCACCAACACCGGCGGCUUCGACACCAUCAUCGUCAACCUUCUGGUGCAAGUGCCCCCCGACCAGCCCCGCCUCACUGUCUCCAAAACCUCAGCUUCGUCCAUCACCCUGACCUGGAUUCCGGGUGACAACGGGGGCAGCUCCAUCCGAGGCUUCGUGCUGCAGUACUCAGUGGACAACAGCGAGGAGUGGAAGGACGUGUUCAUCAGCUCCAGCGAGCGGUCCUUCAAGCUGGACAGCCUCAAGUGCGGCACGUGGUACAAGGUGAAGCUGGCGGCCAAGAACAGCGUGGGCUCUGGGCGCAUCAGCGAGAUCAUCGAGGCCAAGACCCACGGGCGGGAGCCCUCCUUCAGCAAAGACCAACACCUCUUCACCCACAUCAACUCCACGCAUGCUCGGCUUAACCUGCAGGGCUGGAACAACGGGGGCUGCCCCAUCACAGCCAUCGUCCUGGAGUACCGGCCCAAGGGGACCUGGGCCUGGCAGGGCCUCCGGGCCAACAGCUCCGGGGAGGUGUUUCUGACAGAACUGCGAGAGGCCACCUGGUACGAGCUGCGCAUGAGGGCUUGCAACAGCGCCGGCUGCGGCAACGAGACCGCCCAGUUCGCCACCCUGGACUACGACGGCAGCACCAUCCCCCCCAUCAAGUCUGCUCAAGGCGAGGGGGAUGACGUGAAGAAGCUGUUCACCAUCGGCUGCCCCGUCAUCCUGGCCACGCUGGGGGUGGCACUGCUCUUCGUCGUCCGCAAGAAGAGGAAAGAGAAGCGGCUGAAGCGACUCCGAGAUGCAAAGAGUUUGGCAGAAAUGUUGAUAAGCAAGAACAACCGAAGCUUUGACACCCCUGUGAAAGGGCCACCUCAGGGCCCACGGCUACACAUCGACAUCCCCAGGGUCCAGCUGCUCAUCGAGGACAAAGAGGGCAUCAAGCAGCUGGGAGAUGACAAGGCCACCAUCCCCGUGACGGAUGCCGAGUUCAGCCAAGCCGUCAAUCCGCAGAGUUUCUGCACUGGUGUCUCCUUGCACCACCCGGCUCUCAUCCAGAGCACAGGACCCCUCAUCGACAUGUCUGACAUCCGGCCAGGAACCAAUCCAGUGUCCAGGAAGAAUGUGAAGUCAGCCCACAGCACCCGGAACCGGUACUCAAGCCAGUGGACCCUGACCAAGUGCCAGGCCUCCACACCUGCCCGUACCCUCACCUCUGACUGGCGCACCGUGGGCUCUCAGCAUGGUGUCACUGUCACCGAGAGUGAUAGCUACAGUGCCAGUCUAUCCCAGGACACAGACAAAGGCCGGAACAGCAUGGUGUCCACAGAGAGUGCCUCUUCCACCUACGAGGAGCUGGCGCGGGCCUAUGAGCACGCCAAGCUGGAGGAGCAGCUGCAGCACGCCAAGUUCGAGAUCACCGAGUGCUUCAUCUCUGACAGCUCCUCUGACCAGAUGACCACAGGCACCAACGAGAACGCUGACAGCAUGACGUCCAUGAGCACACCCUCAGAGCCCGGCAUCUGCCGCUUUACCGCCUCCCCACCCAAGCCCCAGGAUGCCGACCGGGGCAAAAAUGUGGCUGUGCCCAUCCCUCACCGGGCAAACAAGAGUGACUACUGCAACCUGCCCCUGUACGCCAAGUCGGAGGCCUUCUUCCGAAAAGCAGAUGGACGUGAGCCCUGCCCCGUGGUCCCGCCCCGCGAGGCCUCCAUCCGAAACCUGGCUCGAACCUACCACACCCAGGCUCGCCACCUGACCCUGGACCCUGCCAGCAAGCCCUUGGGCCUCCCGCACCCAGGGGCCCCCGCUGCCGCCUCCACGGCCACCUUACCUCAGAGGACUCUGGCCAUGCCAGCCCCCCCAGCCGGCACGGCGCCCCCAGCCCCCGGCCCCACCCCUGCCGAGCCCCCCGCCGCCCCCAGCGCUGCCCCUCCGGCCCCCAGCUCCGAGCCUCCGCGGGCCGGGGGCCCACACACCAAAAUGGGGGGCUCCAGGGACUCACUUCUCGAGAUGAGCACGUCGGGGGUAGGGAGGUCUCAGAAGCAGGGGGCCGGGGCCUACUCCAAAUCCUACACCCUGGUGUAGGGCACGGCGGGAAGAGCUGCCUACGCCACCAGGACCUCGCUGCUCCUCGGCCCUCACACCAACUCGGCUGUUUCCCUGCAUUAUUUAUAUUAAACCGACAGACGAAAACCCCCCAAGUCAUGAACGCUUGUACAUAGAACUCUUUUGUACAAAUGAAACUAUUUUCUUCUUCUCCAUGAAGCCAGGGCACAAAGAAUUUGACAGUACAAGUCAAAUCCCCCACCCCCCAAAAUCUGCGUGGAGAUAAUAUAUACAUAUAUAGAGAGAUAGGAACACAUCGACAAGCUAUAUAUCUAUAUAUUUCUCUCACCCUAUUUUGAGACAGAGGCACAAAGACUCAGCAAUUUUUUUCCCUCCUACUCACCCCCCUCCAACCUAGGUGGUUUUGACAAAAGACCAAAAUCCCAACUCAGAGACACUGCAUGCGAUUUUACUGUUCCAAGAAAACCAGGAGUUGCUUCAAUUUGCAGAUGCUUAUGUGUUAAUACCUUUUUCUAUGAAAAAAGACCCAGCGCCGUGUGCAAUAAAGGUUAUGUUUCUACGUGGUGGCUUUUUUCCCAUCUGGCGAGGGCCAGUGGGGAGGGCGGAGAGACCUCUGUACCAGGCUGCCUAUCUCUCAGGGAGAGACUUUGUGAGAAGCCCGGGCUUUCACUCAGUGCUUCCAAGCUUUCGAAAAGGCUUUCAAUUAGCCAGGGUGCAUCCUCUCCUGUUCCCAGAGCUAUGCUGGGCCCCAAGGGCCCAAGGGCCCCAAGGACCCGCUCUGUGGCUUUCAGCAAGCUCUUAACCCCCUCUGCACCACGGUUUCCUUCACUGUAAAUUGAGGGAAGCUUGUGGCCAAUGGAACGAGGCAAGCGCAGAGAGGCUGGGAUGGGGAGGGGUUGUCCACCAGCUUCUCUCCCCCAGGAGAGCACCAGGUAGCCAGGGGGACGCGGCUACCCACAGCCACUGCCCAGCAGCUAUGGGAAAGAUGCCUUUGAACCGGGAGCAAGGAGGAAGAGGGUGUACCUGUGGUAUCUGGCCAGGGCUGAAGUUCUGGGCUGACUGUCCAGGUAAGGUGAGAGCAAAGGGAGGAGAGAGGUCACUGGAGGUCACAGGGGCGAAAGGGGCUCAUUCAUGGAGGAGAGGGAAUGGGCUCAGCCAGAGUGAGUCAGGUCAGCAGGCCCCCAGGUACCUCGCCUGGUUUCUAAAGAGUUGGCAACUAGGCUGACUGCCAGGUAGAAGAAAAGGCGUCCACACGGAGGCGCGGCCACGUGCUGUGCAUGUGCAGAGGCACUGCGUGUGACCAGAGAGUUGGGAGGUGGCAGGUGAGCUGAGCCUCAACGGACAUGAAGGUUUGGACAGGCAGAGGCAGGAGACUAGCAAAAGCCCAGGGGCACGGAGCUGGUGGUCUGGAGGGGAACCGCUCCCCGCACCAUGGCGGGGCAUCCUGGAAAAGGAAGUGCACUUAGGAAGUGCAAAGGGGGCUCCUGAGUUAGGACUUCAAGCUGAGGCUGAGUUGUGGAUCCAGAAUCUGGAAGGAAGGUGAGUCUGGGACGUGCUGCUCUCCAGCCGCUGAGAUGGGGAACUGGAGAGGGAGGGAGGAGUCCGCACAGCAUGCAAGCAGAUCACACCUAGCAGCCCGGGGUGCAUGGCUUUUAAUAGAAGCAUCUUCCAAGCAGCAACUCACGCCACAAACAUUCUUAGCACCUGACCUGUGCGGGAUGCAGAAGAGUCUCGCCCAUGCAUAGCUACAUUCCCAGGUAAGGCAGGUUGCACCAUGAGAGGGAAGGGGCGGGCAUUCUGUACUCCUUGUUAUUCCCAAGCUCAUGGGAAAAUGCCAUCUCAGCCCCCCCACACAGGAGCCACCCAGGAGAGCCAGCUAACAGCAUCUGGGAAAACCAAGGCCCUUCAUUUCAGACACCAGUGACAGCCCAGCUUCAUUCCGGCUCUGGGAGGACCGGACGCCUCCCAGGGCUGUGCGCGCCAUCUGCAGGUCAUCUCCAGAACUGCAAGCAUAAGGAUCAAUCCCAGGCGUUCUGCCUGGAAGGCCCCCAACCCCGCUCCCCUGCACGCUGGGCACUGGGGAAACAAACAGGAAUCAGACCCGGCUCCAACCAGCACAAAGGAAAGAACAACUCCACAGAGGCUAGAGUGGACAGGAGGUGGAGCCACCCGCCUGACGGUUGCAAAGCAGGGACACAGUCAUGAAAACACAUUAUGGAUCCCUAUACUACGUGCCAGGUGGUGAGCAAAACACAUGCCUUGCAUUGGCUCAUGUUACCGCACUGCAGAUUUGGGGGAAAGGUAUCAUGAUUUCCGCUUGACAAGUCAGAAAGCUUUCAGGAGUUAAGUAACUUACUUGAGGUUAGAGGAGCAAGAAGAGUUGGAGAUAAGAUUUAAGGAAUCAUGAGUGUCUGAUUCCUUAACUACUGAGCCAUACUUCCUGGUGUCCCCAUGUUCAAAGUCUCAAUUUCAGCUCUGCUUCCAGGAUGUUGCUAGAUGAGGAGUCCGCCAGGUCCAGGUGAGCAAGCUGGACUUACAGGUGGGAAAGCAGUUGACUUGGAAACAUCAGUAAACAGUCCAUGCAGGUGAGCCAAUAAGCAGCACUGGAUCGGGAGCUCUCAGGUACUUUGCUCGGGCGAGGGGCAGUGGCGGAAGGGGAGGAUUCAGCUCUGGGGGCUGCAGAAGGCCUGGGACCUGAGGUGGACUGUGUAGGGUGAGAGGGAUUUGGAAAGGCAACAGAAAAGUGAAGCUUGAGCCAGUUUAACUUGUGUUCAGCUGAGCGAGGCCCCUUCCUAUAAAGCACAAGGUCUGGAAAUUCAGACGGACUUAUGCCAAAUCCACAUGAUUUUAUAUGCUAAUAAUCUCUAACCUUGAUAUGUUCUUUAGCUGAACCUCAAGCCUGCCUGUCUGACCCGCACCCAGAAGCUAAUUCGAAAAUCAGCAGAGCUCCUGCUCCUUCUCAUCCGUCCCCAGCGCAUCCUCACUAAACUAUGUAUCUGGGCCAAUCAUCUUAAAAUGUGCUUGUUCCUCCCCAGGCCUCCACGUUGUCCACCGUAGACAAGACAACCGUCUGUCCUUGGGAGCCUCGACACUCAACAUGUGGUGUCGACAAGCAGCGCCAGCGUCACCCAGGAGCCUGUUAGAAAUGCCAGAUCUCAGGCCUCACCCCAGGAGCACGGAAUCCGAAUCUGCAUUUUAGCAAAAUCCCCAGGCGGUUCAUUAAAGUUCAAGAAGCCCUCCUCCUCCAGAAGACCCUCAGAGAGAUCACCCCUUUCUCUCCCCAUCUACCGACCACCAGAGCUAGACUAGUGGGUCUCAAACUGAGCUGCACAUCAGAUUCACCUGAGGAGCUUGUUGAAAAAAUUCAGAAGCCCAGAUCUCACCAAUCUUAACUGAAUCGGAAUCUACUGGCAUACAGCUCAGGCAUUUGUAUCUUUAUGGUGGUAAAAGAUACAAAAAAACAUAAAAUUUAUUAUACCAUUUUAACCAUGUUUAAGUGUACAACCCAGCAGUAUGGAGUACAUUCACCUUGUUGUACAACCAUCAUCACCACUAUCCAUUUCCAGAACUUUCUCAUCAUCCCAAGAAGAAACGCUGCACUGGUUAAUCAGUAACUCCCGGUUUUCCCCUCCCCCAGCCCCUAGCAACCACCACUCUAUUUCCUGUCUGUAUGAAUUUGCCGAUUCUAGCUUCCUCCUAUAAGUAGAAUCACACAGUAUUUGUCCUUUUGUGUCUGCCUUACUUCGCUUAACGUCUCUAAGGUCCGCCAUGUUGUAGCAUGUAUCGGAAUUUCACUCCUGUUUAAGGACGAAUAAUAUUCCACUGUUUGCCCAUUUUGCUUAGCCAUCCACCUCUUCAUGGACCCCUGGGCUGCUCCCACCUUUUGGCUAUUCUGAAUGACACUGCUCUGAACAUGGCUGUGCAAGGAUCUGCUUGAGUCCCUCUCUUCUCCUGGGUAUAUAUCUGAGAGCAGAUUUGCUGACUCGUAUGCUUAUUCUAUGUUUAACUUUUCGAGGAAGGAACAAACCAUUUUCCACCAGGCAUCUGCCUUCUUAAGAAGCAAGAAGAUACACAGGCACUUGUUCAUUGACCAAAUACCCCAAAGCACUUCCUGUGACCUGGCACCGAGCUGGGCACUGCAGAUGCUCAAAGGGUUCACUGUCUGGUGUGUGCGCAAGUUGUCAGAGGCCCAAGGAGGGAAGCCUGGUGGGGAGUGGGAGGACAUCAGCGAUGGCUAGCUGUCUGCCAAAGCCUCAUGCUGCCCCCUCCACAGGACACAGCUGUCGCUAGGAAGUGACUGCCCCUCCCAUGACUAUAGGCCCCAGGCCCCCUGACUUCUAGAUGAGGCCGUGACACUCAGUUCCAGCCAGUGGAAUGUGGCAGAAGUGAAACAUGGUACUUCCAGGCCUGGCUCAAAAUCCUACUAGCCACUCUCCACGCUCUCCAACUGGAUGUCAAUGCCCAACGUGAACUUGGAAGCCACUUGCUGAAGAUGGCAGAGUCCCUAUCAGCCUGGGUUAUAUAUAGCUUUGUAGACCAGAGACCCCACCAAUGACAAUCAGACUUUAUGUGAGCAAGAAAUAAAUGUUUAAUGUAUCAAGUCA
Microcebus murinus (gray mouse lemur) is the source of this 10930-nucleotide messenger RNA. It is a transcript of the gene DSCAML1, whose product is annotated as DS cell adhesion molecule like 1. Gene Ontology annotation, biological process: dendrite self-avoidance; brain development; axon guidance. Lineage: Eukaryota; Metazoa; Chordata; Mammalia; Primates; Cheirogaleidae. Gene Ontology annotation, molecular function: cell-cell adhesion mediator activity. Gene Ontology annotation, cellular component: axon; plasma membrane. The record is from RefSeq and is a predicted model, not a curated record.